Messenger RNA from Eptesicus fuscus (big brown bat), 2026 nucleotides. It is a transcript of the gene HAUS5, whose product is annotated as HAUS augmin like complex subunit 5. Lineage: Eukaryota; Metazoa; Chordata; Mammalia; Chiroptera; Vespertilionidae. Gene Ontology annotation, cellular component: centrosome; HAUS complex. Bases 18 to 1919 code for a protein of 633 amino acids. Gene Ontology annotation, biological process: centrosome cycle; spindle assembly. The record is from RefSeq and is a predicted model, not a curated record. The transcript is spliced from 19 exons.
GCGGCGGCGGCGGCGGCAUGGAGUUAGUGCAGGAAGCGCGGGAACUGGUCUGCUGGGCUGCGGAAGAGAUGGAGGCGCCCGAGGCAGCCCGGGCCCCGGAGUCGUUGCUGCGCAGGCUGUGUCUGGGCCAGGGGGCUGACAUCUGGGCCUAUGUCUUACAGCAUGUGCACAGCCAGAGGAAUGUCAAGAAGAUCCGGGGAAACCUACUCUGGUAUGGCCACGAAUACAGUUCAGAGGCCUGUCGGAAGUUGGAGCUGGAAGCUGCUGUUGCCCACCUACGGGCAGAGAUCCAGGAGUUAGACCAGAGCUCGGAGCUGAUGGAUCAAGAGACCGAGGCUCAGGACAUGGCCAUGGAGCAGGCAUUGCAGAGCAUGCAAGACACCCAGCGGCAUGCUCUCCUCCUGCGGGCCCAAGCUGGGGCCAUGAGAAGACAGCAGCACGGACUCCAACAUCCCAUGCAGUGGUUACAGAAUCAGCUCAGGCGCCUGCAGGACAUAGAAAGGAAGACUAAAAUGGAUAUAACCUUUGGCCCCUUGACAUCGGCAGCCCUAGGCCUGGAGCCUUUGGUCCUGGGUGAUGUCCGAAGAGCCUGCACCCUCCGAACCGAGUUCCUGCAGAACCUUUUGAUUCCUCAGGCCAAAGGAGGCAGCAUCCCAACCCCUCAAGAUGACCACUUUGGAACUUCCUACCAGCAAUGGCUUAGCUCAGUGGAGACACUGCUGACAAACCACCCUCCCAGCCACGUCUUGGCUGCCUUGGAACACCUGGCUGCAGAACGGGAAGCAGAGAUUCGGUCCCUGUGCAGUCAGGACAGACUCCAAGAUACGAGGAUAGCCAGGUCCCAGGUACCAGAUCAGUCAGCCUCCAGCCAGGCCCUGCCGUCCGUGAUGCAUCUCAUCCAGGAGGGCUGGCAAACUGUGAGUGUGCUGGUCACCCAGCGGGGCCCUCUCCUGAAGGAGCAUCGCGUCCUGACCCAGCGCCUCCAGAGCCUGUUGGAGGAGGUGGAGAGGUGUGCCCUGGGAUCCAAUGAGAGGCAGGCAUUGGUGCUGGGACUCCGGACUCAUGGCCUGUGGGCAGAGCUCAAGGCCCUGCGUGCCCAUAGCCAGGAGCUGGAAGAGGCAGUUGAACGGCAGCAGCUUCUGCUGCAGGAGCUACAAGCCAAACAGCAACGGAUCCUGCACUGGCGCCAGCUGGUGGGGGAGACACAGGAGCAGGUCCGAUUACUCAUCAAGAGCAACUCAGCCAGCAAGACGCACCUGUGUCGGAGCCCUGGGGAGGUGCAUGCUCUGAUUCAGCGAAAGGUAGCCCCCACAUCUGAGGCAGUGGCACCACAGAGCCAGGAACUGCUUCGCUGUCUAGAGGAGGAGGCCCGGCAUCUGCCCCACCUUCUGCUGGGCACCCUGCUGCGGCACAGUCCUGGAGGAUUGCAGCCCCUGCCUACAGUCUUGCCAUCCAUCCACCAGUUACAUCCUGCGUCCUCAAGGGGCUCCAGCCUUAUAGCGCUUAGCCACAUUCUGGGGCUACCCACGGGGAAGGCUCCAGAGCUGCUCCUCCCAAAGGCUGCCUCCCUUCGCCAGGACCUUCUGUUCUCCCAGGACCAGGGUAAACUCCAGUGCUGGGAUCUGCUCCAUAUGAAGAACAGCCUACCGCCAGGACCAUCCACCCAGGAGUUGCUGCAGAUCCAUGCAUCCCAGGAAAAGGAGCAGAAAGAGAAUGUGGGGCAGGCUCUAAAGCAGCUGGAGAACCUGCUGGAACAAACCCUGGAACGAAUCCCCAAGCUGCAGGGGAUUGUGGAGGACUGGUGGGAUCAGCCAGGCCAAGUCACCCUCUCGGGGGAGCUCUGCCAAGGCCUGUCCCUGCCCCAGUGGCGGUUACGCUGGGCCAAGGCCCAAGGCAUCUUGCAGCAGCUGUGCAGAUGAAGAGGGGACACAAACAGGAGUCAAGAACCUCACAUUUGUUCACCCCAACACCUCACCUUCCUCAAUAUUAAAGAAAGCAUCACCUGGCUGUGUCGCCCAUUGUCUCC